AUGCCCACCAUCACUGACAGGUAUACCGUGCUACUCAAAGAUGGCGUAACCACAGCUACAAUCUACCCAAUCUCCAUCAAUGAUAACAUCCCGUAUGGUCUCUUGCAUUUUCUAUACGAGGAGUAUAAUAUGGAGAUAGAAAGAGGUGAGACCUUACCAUUUUUUGACCCUCUAUCCAUUGAGGAAUUUUCAAACUACUGGUUUGAAUCAUUUGCAGCUGUUAUGUGUUUAGGAGAUCUCCCCCUAGUGGUAAAUGGAGACAGUCACCAGGAUAACUUUCAUGAUGUUGAUGAUAGAGAAUGGGAAAAGGAGUGCCUUGGCGCAUUCUACAUCAAACCAAACUUCCCUGGACGACGAUGUGCUCACAUUUGUACAGCCGAGUUUAUAGUAAAUGCUGGUAUUCGAGGCAAGGGAAUAGGUAGGACAUUAACAGACUGCUUUUUGCAAUGGGCACCAAAAUUGGGAUAUACAUAUACCAUGUUCAACUUGGUAUUUGAAAGUAAUGCGGCGGCAAGAAAGCUUUGGGAGUCACUUAAUUUUAAAAGAGUGGGUAAGAUAGCCAAUGCCGCAUAUGUCAAGGGUAGCGAAAUUCCCGUUGACGCAAUCAUUUAUGGAAGAGAUUUGAUGCCCAAACCUGUAACUGGUGGUGAUUCUAGUGCUUAUAGAUUUGACCAGCUCAAGUAUUACUUGGAGACGGGGAAGUAUCCAACUACGGCCGAUAAACAAGAAAAGGCCCGUUUGAGGGCUAGCGCAGUGAAAUAUAGUGUGGAGAAUGGAAAGUUGAUGUUUAAAGGUAAAGAGGUGAUUGCUGAUCCCGAUCAACAAUUGAGGAUAUGUCAGGAUGCACAUCGCAGUAAUGGUCAUUGUGGGAUAAAUCGAGCCACAACACUUAUUGCAGAGAAAUACCACUGGACAAGGAUAAAAGAAACAAUGGGCGUUGUGGUGAAGAAUUGCACACAAUGUACCAAGUCUUCUCAAACAAACGAGGAGUCGGUUUCAUUACUUCGUCCAACUAAGAAAAGACGAAUUAAUGAGCAAACUCAAAAUGGAAAUAAAAGUGGAGCUGGAAAAGACAAUGAAUUGGAAGCUGAUAGCAGAGAAGGUGUGGGUCUUAGUGCACAUUUACGAGCAGUAGUCUCAGAAGUGCAAGCUAACCACAGAGAAGAGUAUCGACCGUCAUAUGCAGAAGUUGCUGCUUCAUCACUAACAAACUAUCCGCUGUACAUCAGAAGCAGCAGCAAAAGCAACAGUAACAGCAAAAUCAGGAAUAGUACCACCACUAGUACUACUGCUCCAGCUUUAGUUACCACUCAGGAUGCAGAUCUUGAAGCAGAAGUCGUACGCCCAAGAGUUAAAAAAUACCACUAG
Messenger RNA from Lodderomyces elongisporus, 1368 nucleotides. It is a transcript of the gene SPT10, whose product is annotated as Spt10p. Bases 1 to 1368 code for a protein of 455 amino acids. Gene Ontology annotation, cellular component: nucleus. Gene Ontology annotation, molecular function: acyltransferase activity, transferring groups other than amino-acyl groups. The record is from RefSeq and is a predicted model, not a curated record. NCBI's taxonomy places the organism in Eukaryota, Fungi, Ascomycota, Pichiomycetes, Serinales, Debaryomycetaceae. The transcript has a single exon.